Messenger RNA from Bicyclus anynana (squinting bush brown), 10687 nucleotides. It is a transcript of the gene Ufd4, whose product is annotated as E3 ubiquitin-protein ligase HECTD1. Gene Ontology annotation, cellular component: nuclear speck. Gene Ontology annotation, molecular function: metal ion binding; protein binding; ubiquitin protein ligase activity. The coding region runs from base 225 to 7496 and encodes 2423 amino acids. Gene Ontology annotation, biological process: anatomical structure development; proteasome-mediated ubiquitin-dependent protein catabolic process; protein K63-linked ubiquitination. The transcript is spliced from 47 exons. Lineage: Eukaryota; Metazoa; Arthropoda; Insecta; Lepidoptera; Nymphalidae. The record is from RefSeq and is a predicted model, not a curated record.
GCAAUUCUCUACUUUUGUGUCAUUUUGUAUGGUGAAUGAAUUUAGGAAAUUGGAGAAAGUUAUUAAAUUCUAGAGUAGUCUAAGUGUAAAUGAUUUGCAUCGGAAAUAAAGGCGAGAAAGUGUAAUUCGUCGUUUAAAGUAUUUGAUAAUUGUUUAGUAGAAAACGCCUCACCGUCAUGGCUCAUCAAAUGUCAAUGUGAACACAACGUCGUAAAAGCCUCAAGAUGGCUGAAGUGGAUCCAGAGACGUUGCUGGAGUGGCUGCUGACAGGCCAGGGGGAUGAGCGGGAUAUGCAGCUAAUUGCACUGGAGCAGCUUUGCAUGCUUCUGUUGAUGUCUGAUAAUGUAGACAGGUGCUUUGAGAGCUGUCCUCCAAGGACCUUCUUACCAGCCUUGUGUAAAAUAUUCCUAGAUGAAUGUGCACCAGACAAUGUACUAGAGGUGACUGCUAGAGCAAUUACCUAUUACUUGGAUGUAUCAGCUGAAUGCACUAGAAGAAUAGUAGCGAUAGAGGGCGCUGUAAAAGCUAUAUGCAGCAGAUUACUUACAGUUGAUCCAAAUAACAGAACAAGUAAAGAUCUUGCAGAACAAUGCAUCAAAGUAUUAGAGUUAGUGUGUACUCGCGAAGCUGGUGCAGUUUGGGAGGGAGGCGGCCUGCCUUCCGUACUGCACUUUAUUACAUACCACGGCACCUCGGUGCACAAGGACACACUGCACUCGGCUAUGGCUGUUGUUUCCAGAGUGUGCGGUAAGAUGGAGCCGGGCGACGAGCGCGUGGGCGACGCGGUGUGCUCGCUGUCGGCGCUGCUGCGGCACGGCGACGUGCGCGUGGCGGAGGCGGCGCUGCGCUGCUUCGCGUCGCUCGCCGACCGAUUCGCGCGCGCGCACGCCGACCCCGCGCCGCUCGCCGAACACGGUCUGAUAGAAGAGUUGGUGCGCCGGCUGGGCACGACUGAGAACUCCGAGGACAAAGGCCUCAUGCCGUCGGUGUCCACCACCGUCAGCCUGCUGUCGACGCUCUGUCGCGGCUCUGCGCAGAUCACACAUGAUCUAGUUCGACUGGACUUGUGUUCGGCCAUCGAGGCGGCGGUGCAAGCGGACGAGCGCUGGUGUCUGGAGUGCAUGCGGCUCGUCGACUUGCUGCUCGUUCUUCUGUGCGAAGGACGUCACGCCAUACAAACUGGUACAUUCCGCACGGGCUCCGCGGCCGGGUGCGCCAGCAACAACGGCGGCAGCGGCGAGGGCUCCAGCGGCAGCUCCACGCCGAGCACCACCACAGGCGCGCGUGGAGAGAAGUCGCACCGCCAGCUCAUCGACUGCAUCCGCGGCAAGGACACGGACGCGCUGGUCACGGCCGUCACCAGCGGCGCGGUGGACGUCAACUUCACCGACGACGUGGGGCAGACGCUGCUCAACUGGGCGGCGGCCUUCGGCACCCGGGAGAUGGUCGAGUUCCUGUGCGAUAAAGGCGCCGACGUGAACCGCGGCCAGCGCAGCUCGUCGCUGCACUACGCCGCGUGUUUCGGUCGGCCGGCCAUCGCCAAAGUGCUGCUGCGGUACGGCGCCAACGCGGACCUGCGCGACGAGGACGGGAAGACACCCCUCGACAAAGCUAGAGAGAGACAUGAACAAGGCCACAGGGAGGUAGCAGCUAUAUUGCAGUGUCCCGGAGAGUGGCUGGUGGUCAGUAACCAAGAAUCACCGGAUUCAUCAAAUGAUGAAGAUUUUCCUGAUACUGGGGAUAAGGAGAUGGCUGCUAUUUACCUGGAACGCUUGGUGCCGCUGUUCUGCGCGCGCUACUGCGGCGCGGGCGGCGCGGGCGUGCGGCGCGCGUGCCUGUCGCUGGUGCGCAAGAUGGUGCAUUACGCGCCCGCGCCACGCCUGCGCGCGCUCUCCACGCAGCGCAUCGCGGCGCUGCUGACGCGCCUCGUCGCGCAGGUGCUCGACACGCAGGACGAGGCGCCGGCCCGCCGCUCGCAGCCCCGCUACCUGCGCAGCCGCUAUAUCCGCCCGCCCGCGGACGACGAUGACGGUCAUUUGACUGUGUUAGGAAUAGCUGAAGAGCUGAUGAUCAAAGCCGCCGACAUCUAUCUGGAACAGUUCGCACGACUGGGCGUGUUUGGCAAGGUGGAGGCGCUCGCUGCGUCGCCGGCGACGCUUCUCACUGCCGACGGGGAGAAAGUUAUAACUGGAGGAACAGGCGAAGACGCGACGAGCCUGGCCAGCGGCUGCGCGUACUGGUGGGGCGAGUGGUCGCUGUGCCGCGGCCGCGACGCGCUCUACGUGUGGAGCGACGCCGCCGCGCUGGAGCUGAGCACCGGCUCCAACGGCUGGUUCCGCUUCCUGCUCGACGGGAAGCUGGCCACUAUGUACUCCAGUGGUAGCCCCGAGCACCAGACCGACAACACAGAAAAUCGCGGUGAAUUUAUUGACAAACUCCAGAGAGCGAGAGCGUCUGUAAAGAAUUGCGUACCGCAAAGUAUAUUGUCGAAACCGGCCCCAACCAAAUUGAUACUUGGCAACUGGGUACUGUCAUGUAAGAAAGAGAAGGAACUUCACAUUCAUAAUACCGACGGACAGCAGCAAACAACAAUACUGCGGGAAGAUUUGCCGGGAUUCAUCUUUGAAUCUAACAGAGGAACUAAGCAUUCAUUCACUGCAGAGACGUUUUUAGGCCCAGAACUGGCUAGCGGUUGGGCAGAUCGCAGGUCGGCGGCGCCUAACAACGGAAAUGCGACACAAAAUCGUAGCCGUUUCUCUGCGAAGACUGAACAGCAGAAAGCACAGGUGGGUGAGCGUGCGCGUGCGUUGUACACGCGCCACCUGGCGAGCGCGGCCGGCCGCCAGCCCCGCGCACCCGUCGCCCGUCUGCGCGCGCUGCUGGCCAAGCUGCAGCGACUGGCCACGCAACCCACUGGUGAAUGGCAAAUAGAAUUGAGAGAGUCACUCGACCAACUGUCGGAAUUGUUCUGCGGCGACGAGUUGCUGUCCGCGUACGAGUUACAGUCGUCAGGUCUGGCGCCGGCGUUGCUGCAAGUGUUGGCGCCGCAACCCUCUGACAAGCCGGGUCAGUUGGCCGAGCGGGAACGUAUUGUAUGCGAGUGGGCGCUAACCGGCACCGUGGAAAGCAAGGAUGCAGAGGGCGAAGAAGAGAAGUGUGGCGGCGGCACGGGUGCGACGUUGGCCACCCGCCUUGUCGGCGUGCUGGAGAGCGUGGAGCGCCUGCCCGUGCUAACACCCGCGCCCGACGCGCCCGCGCACCAGCCCGCUGCGCUUCACCAUCUCACUAAACGGAUCAGGCUUCGAGUGGAACGUUCCAACGAAGACCCAUCAGAAGAAUCGGUCACGAACAAUAACUCGGGCCGAAGUUUAAAGGUCGAAGCGUUGACCACCGUGCGUCAACUAGAGAGGUUCCUCGCCAAGUGCGUCGCGCGCCAGUGGUACGACAUGGAGCGGUCCUCCUUCAACUUUGUACAGAGAAUAAAGGCAGAGGCGCCCAUCAACUUUACUUAUGAUCACGAUUUCGACGAGAACGGCGUGUUGUACUUCAUCGGAAGCAACGGCGGCACGUCAGAGUGGCUGAACCCGGGCGCGCACGGGCUCGUGAGCGUGUGGUCGUCUGACGGACGUCUGCUGCCCUACGGCCGCGCCGAGGACGCGCUCUCCCGUGCGCCGGAACCACUCAACGUGCACACGAACGACGACAGGCGAGCGUUCAUAGCCGUGGACCUGGGCUUGCAUCUCGUGCCCACCGCGUACACGCUGCGACACGCCAGAGGAUACGGCCGCUCCGCGCUCAGGAACUGGCUGUUUCAAAUGUCAAUGGACGGCGUGAGCUGGAGCACGCUGGUGGCGCACGCGGACGAGCAGGCGCUGCAAGAGCCGGGCAGCACGGCCACGUGGCGCGUGCGCGCCGACGCCGCCUACCGCUACCUGCGCGUGCAGCAGAACGGCAAGAACGCGAGCGGCCAGAGCCACUACCUGUCGCUGUCCGGACUCGAGAUAUACGGCAAGGUGGUGAGCGUGGUGGAGACGCCGCCGCGGCAGGUGGGCGGCACGGCCAGCAGCGCGCGCCGCUGGUCGCGCGGCAACCGCGCGCUGUGCGCCGGCGCGCGCGUCAUGCGCGGUCCCGACUGGAAGUGGCGCGACCAGGACGGCGCGCAGCCCGCCAUGGGCACCGUCACCUCGGACCUGCACAACGGAUGGGUGGAUGUCAGGUGGGAUCACGGCGGGCGCAACUCGUACCGCAUGGGCGCGGAGGGUAAGAUCGACCUGAAGGUGGUGAGCGGCGGCUCGGGCGCGCCGGCGGGGGAGGCGCGCACCUCCCGCAAGAGCCACUCCACGCCCAGUCUGCCCGACGCCACGGCCACCGACCAACAGGUAUCGGUUGCGUCGACGGAGCAGGCGUCAUCGGCUGACAACAUAUCCGAGGAGGUGGGCGGCAACAUGACCCGGCCCAGGGGACACGCCGCCGACCUGUCCGCCAUUAACAGCUCCACGCAUCAUAUCAACACUGAUUUAGCCACUAUAGUAGAGUCAUUGACGCUCGGCGCAGAAGGCAACAACUGCAUGACUGAUUUGGGCAACACUUCCUUCACCAAUAUGGAAAUGGGACCAACGAGCAUCACUGACAUCACUAAACCGUAUCCCGCUAAGGAGCCUUUGCCUGAUUCUACAUCUCAAGAGGAGAGCGAAGCGCGCUGUUGCGAGGGCGACGCGAUGCGCAACAGCGCCAACGCGCUGCUGUCCAGCGAGCUGCUGGCGCUGCCCGCGCUGCCCGCCUCGCUGCUGCACACGCUGCGCAACAAUGCCAACCGCUUGCACAUACAGUGUGAAGAAAACGAGAACGGCGAAGGUCAAUUUAGCGAGCACAAGAAGGAUUCUCAAGCGGCCGGCGGCGCUAUGAGUGCUAGCGAGCCGGACCUUACGCAACAGGGUGCAGCGCGACUGUUAGAGUCUCUGGGAGUGGCGGUGCGCGGCAGCAGUGUCGGUCGUGGUCGCGGCGCGGUCGCACGGUCUAACCACUCCAGUGGAUUGUUUCCCAGUCUCGUCCGACUCGCGUUGUCCAGUAACUUCCCUGGCGGGCUGUUGUCGGCGGCGCAGAGCUACCCCUCGCUGGCGCCCAACGCACAGAACGCUCUCACUCUGUCCCUAACCUCUACCUCCAGUGAAAGUGAACAGGUUUCUUUAGAAGACUUCCUCGAGACGUGUCGCGCGCCCGCCUUGCUCACAGAACUGGAGGACGACGACGAGGGCGAUGACGCUAUGGACAGCGACAAGGAGAACGAGCCUACUUACCAGGAAGUUGUGUCUCGCAACUUACUAUCGCUGAUGGAGGAAGAGGCGUUGGAAGCGGUGCGAGGUGCGGGAGGCGCGGUCGGCACCAUCGGCGCCAAUGGGACCCGCUCGCGCAAGCCGUGGGACGACGACUUUGUGCUCAAAAGACAGUUCUCCGCGCUCAUACCGGCCUUCGACCCUCGACCUGGACGGGCCAACCUUAACCAGACUGUUGAUCUCGAUAUACCCCUCAACGAAGAUUCCGACGUCGAGGAAUCUCCCCAGGAGUCUACCAGUAGCAACGCAAAGGCAACUGAGACUAAUGGGAACAUACCCAUUGCGACGACCAACAGGCUGCCUUCCCUGCGGCUGGUGCUGAGCUCUGGGGAGGCUUCCCUGCCGCUCGAGCGACCUUCGUGGACCAUAUACAGGGCCAUCCUGGCGUUGAACGCGCGCCUCCCUUCUCACGACUCGCAUAGGGAUUCUAUUUAUACGCUUACAUAUAAGGAAAUUGAUGGUGUAGAAGCAUUUGCAUCCUCGAGUGACAGUGAAGAUGAUGAACCUGGUGAUCCAGCUGAGCGCGGCGUGGCGGGCGUAGAGGGCGCGGAGUCGGCCGAGAGCUCGAUGGUGACGUGCUGCGUGCGCGCCCUGCGGCGUCUGCGCGCGCUGCUGCCCGGCCUGCCCGCGCACGCCUUCCUCUCCACCAAGCUCACCAACAAGCUACACCACCAGCUGCAGGACCCCCUCACCCUGGCAGCUGCUGCUACUCCGCAUUGGUGUCAACAGUUGAACGACUGGUGUCCAUUCCUGUUCCCCCUCGAGACGAGGCAAAUGUUCUUCGCGUGCACCGCUUUUGGGACAUCGCGGACUAUUGUAUGGCUGCAAGCACAACGGGAUCGAGCGUUAGAUAGACAGAGGGCAGGCCAAGGCGUAUCGCCAAGGCGCGCCGAGUUAGAAGCUACAGAGUUCCGGAUGGGACGGUUAAGGCACGAAAGAGUGCGGAUACCGAGGCAUCCUAACUUGCUUCGCUCUGCUUUACAGGUGAUGCAAGUUCACGCGGGCCGCAAGUCCGUGCUGGAGGUGGAGUUCGCGGGCGAGGAGGGCACCGGGCUGGGCCCCACGCUGGAGUUCUACGCGCUGGUGGCGGCCGAGCUGCAGCGCGCCGACCUCGGCAUGUGGCUCAGCGACGGGCCCGCGCCUGACGCUGACCUCGCGCCCUUGCCGCUUACGCUGCCUGAUGAAAAACCGGCAGGUUACUACGUGAGCCGCGCCGGUGGGCUGUUCCCAGCGCCGCUGCCACAAGACUCUCCUAUCUGUGAUAAAGUUUGCAAAUAUUUCUGGUUCCUAGGAGUAUUUUUAGCUAAGGUUUUACAAGACGGACGCCUAGUCGACCUACCUCUCUCUGAUCCGUUCUUGCGAAUAAUGUGUGGCGAGGAGCUGACGAACGAUGACUUGCAGACAAUAGAUCCAAUUAGACAUAGGUUCCUAGCGAACAUGCUGAAGGCGGCCGAGCAGUACGAGCAGCUGGCGCGCGACGCGUCGCUGUCGGCGGAGGAGCGCGCGCGGCAGAUAGCCGACAUCCGCGUGGACGGCGCGAGCUUCGACGAGCUGGCGCUCAGCAUGACGCACGUGGCGGCCAACGCGCCGCCCGCGCUCGCGCAGCACCCGCUGUGCGACGGCGGGGAGCACAUCGAGGUGACCGCACGUAACGCGCGCGCGUACGCUGAGAGUGGCGCGCGGUGGAUGGUGCGCGGCGGCGUGGCGCGGCAGACGAGCGCGUUCCGGCGCGGCUUCGGCGCCGUGUUCCCCGCGCGGCGCCUGCGCGCCUUCUCGCCCGCCGAGCUGCGCCUGCUGCUGUGCGGCGAGCGCGGGCCCGCGUGGACGCGCGACCACCUGCUCGCCUACACCGAGCCCAAGCUCGGCUACACGCGCGACAGCCCCGGCUUCCUCCGGCUGGUGGAGGUGCUGGUGGAGAUGUCGUGGCGCGAGCGCAAGGCGUUCCUGCAGUUCGCGACGGGCUGCAGCAGUCUGCCGCCGGGCGGGCUGGCCAACCUACACCCGCGCCUCACCGUCGUCAGAAAGGUGGACGCCGGCGACGGCUCGUACCCGUCGGUGAACACGUGCGUGCACUACCUCAAGCUGCCGGAGUACUCGUGCAAGGAGGUGCUGCGGGAGCGGCUGCUCGCCGCCACCAACGAGCGGGGCUUCCAUCUCAACUAGACGCCUGCAUAACACUACUACUGAAACUUGACACUGAAAUCAACUGGCAAAUUAAAAAAAAAACUACUCAUAUUUGUUAAAAAGCGCAUAUGUGUGAAAUUAAUACCCAUAUAAUAGUAUGAUUAUGAAACGGUUGGUUUAAUGACGGUCAUUAAAGCACGAGUUGCAAUAAAUCGAACGAAGUGAGUUUUAUAAAAUGCAAUUCAUUAAUUAUUUUUUAUUAAAUUAAUUAUUUAAUUAAAAUAUUCCAACUUGAAAUUUUAAAAUAUAUUAUAUACAUAAAACAUUGUUAAAAAAUCAAAGCUGCACAAAAGACAAAGAUACUAGUAAAAAAGUUAUAGUAUGACACGAAAUUAGAUAAAAAAAAAUUGUAAAUAUCAAACUUAUUCCAAUAUAAUUUUACUCGGAUUUUUUUUUAAUUUGCCGGACUAAUUCAGUGUACUUUAAUUAGUCAAACUACUGUACUGCACUGCACUGCGAGCUCAUUGGCUGGAACUUUUUCAUUGUUGUCUAUACUCCAUACUAAUAUUAUAAAUUAGUUUUCAGUAUGCUUAGUGGGAGUUUUCAAUAUUUUCAUACUCUUACUAUCGCGUUGACGUAAACGCGAAUAUAUAUGGAAUUGAAACAGUUGUGCAGUAGUGCCACUAGAUGGCGCUGUUUCAAUUCCUUAGAAAUUCGCGUUUACGUUAACGCGAUAGUAACAGUAUCAAACUGCCACUAGGCCCUCUGUACGCCAAACGCGAUGAGGAAUGUUUAUCAACAAACAAAUUGAAAAUAUACGGAGAAAACGCAUGCCACUAUACCUAACGGUGUCACCCCCGUAGUUCCUACUCCCGUGGAAUGCGGGGAUAAAAUAUAGCCUAUGUUACUCCCUGAUAAAGUAACUUUCUAUUGGUGAAAGAAAUUUUCAAAUCGGUCCAGAAGUUUUUAAGUUUAAACAUUACGUACAAAAAUACAAACUUAUAAUAUUAGUGCAGAUACAUUUAAAAUGAAGAACAAUUUAAUUAAAAUUAUAAUUUUAUAUAAAACGAUUUAUACCCUCAUUUUUAAUUUUUUUUUUCAUAAACAUUGCACAUUGAGUUUGGCUUUAGUAUACCUUUGUAGGUAGCUUAGCGACUUAUGCGGUUUAACGUUCCAGAAUAAUGUCAUAAAUGCGUUGUAUGCGAAAUGAUUUGUAAAAGUCUCUCUCAACAUUAAACAGAUAUUAAAAAUCAAAAUGGCGGCUCGUCUUGUUCAUUAUCCAUAAUACUGAACGUAAAGCAUAACCAUUUUUUUAGUAUUUAGUUAUAAUAAUUUCAGUUAUUUCCAUGAAGUAUACUUAUGUUAAAUCUAUACAAUAAUCUCGCAGAGUGCAGAUUUGUUAGCUGUAUGUAGGCAACUAUUCCUGCUGUUAUGUACGGUUCGAUUAGGUAAACUUAAGUAUGUUCUCACAUUGUAUCGCAUUGUAUGUACACACAAUAUUUAUGUAUAUCAUGAUUACACAUAUGUCAAAAUAAUUAAAAUUAUUUUGUUUAAUAAAGGUAAAAAAGGUAAUAAUUUGUAUUUGCAUAUACUCAGAGGCACAAUUAUCCGCCUACUUUAUUAUGACUCAAGUAAAUUAAAGUUAAUUGCGCCUCUGAGUAUAUUUCCUCAAAUAGGUUUUACUUUGUCUAUGGUUUAUUCCGUAUUAUUUUCUUACGAGAAUAAGCUACAAGAUUUACAGUCUGCCUUUUAAUAGCAUCGUAUUUCAUUUAUUUUACCGUUUCGAUUUCAGCUUUCGAAUUUACUUUCUCUAUGGUUUUCUAAGAAAGCUGUCAAUUUAUCUGUAUCUAUGAUCUUGUUGUAAUUUGCGAUUUGUAACAUGCCUUUAUAGCAUCUAUCAUGAAAUGUUACAGCAUACGCCUGUUAUUUACUGUUCAAGUAGAUGAAGAAUUACAUUAAGUUUCAUUAUUAAUGAGUUUAAAUAGAAUAAAAGUAUAAAAAAAAAAUAUUGGCAUUAAUGAAAUUCAUAAGGCAAAUUUGCGAUGUAGCUGGAUUAACACGACUCGAUGUAAUAUAAAUGAGGCGAAUUUUACAUGAAGUUCAAAUGAAAUGAGCGGCUUGUGAUCUGAGUUGCCUAAUUUUGGUGUGUUUAUAUAUUUGUUUAGUAUAACAAAAAGCAAUAAUUAUAAGUUUAAUAAAGACUAUAUUGGCUUAUAUAAAGACUUAAUAUUUCAAUAAUAAAGUGAACCAAUUGAAGUAUUCAUUAUAAUAUAAUGUCUACUACAAUAAAUUGCCAUUUUAUUACUAUUGUUGUGUGGGCUUGUAUUAUAGUUUAUGGGAAAUCAACACAUUUUCAUAUCGUGCGUAGGCAUUUUCUACAGUGAAUUGCCGUUAUUUUUUUUCAAGAUUUUUAAAAAUUCAUAUACACUCAUUGUUAUCCUUGUUUCCACCCAAGAAUAGAAUACAUAUAUUUUCAUAAACGCACUUACGCGUCGCAAACACUACUCCUUUGUUAAAUUGUUAAAUGACAAAAGAUCGACACUCAGCUGGCCUAUUCACUAAUUUGGUCUUCAAUAACAACUAAAAUAAACAUCAAAUGAACUGAAAAAAUAUGUUUUCUACCUAUUGUAUGAUAUCCACGAAUGGUUCCAUCCAUCUACCGAUGCACCGGAUGACCUUCUACUUAGAAUCUCAAUUUCGUAUAUGCCAAGUGACAUACGUCAAAGUUAGUGAAUUUUCCUCCUGAAGCGUUUUCGUUAAUCAUGACAAACACAAUCCACACACUUGUGAUGUUUGGUAAGCGUGGAUUUUACGCAGAAGCACUGUGUGUGAAUGUAUUGUGGUGUCAAGUGAAAAUAAUUUUGAAAAUAAAUAUGAAAAUAUGCCAAGUGAAAAUAAUACUUAUAAUGUAUUGUCUAAUAUCGAUAUAAUUUUCGCUUCACGCUGCUGCUAAAUGCCACUUUAAUUGGUGAUCAUUAUUCUUAAAGUGUGUAACACUUGUGUAUUGUGUGAAAUGUUUAGAGUAUGUUCCUUUAGUUAAAAUAAUUUUGUCAACUGAAAGUUGAUAUUGUGAUUUAUUAUAUAAAAUUAUAUGGAUGGAUUAAAUAUAUUUAAUUUGAAUUUAAUAGGGGUUUAGUAUAGUUAACAGAAUAUUGAUUGUAAUAAUAAUAUGUAGUUUUUAAUUCAUUAUUUUGUUGAAGAUUGUAUGAAUAAAGUAAGGAAAAUAUAAA